AUGAAAAAGAGCAAGAGGUUUCCAGCCCUUGUCAACCCGUUUGUUACACGAAAACCAGUUGAAGAGGAAUACACAAUAAAAAGAAGAUAUCUCUGCCGCUGUCUCUUGCAGAUCCACCCCAGCGGGAAGCUGCUCGUGCUCUCGGACGGCGAGGGGAAACACGCGACCGUGGAGCUGGGCGAGCCGCUAGAUGAAGAGAUCUCAGGAGUUAUUGAAGUAGUGGGAAGAGUAACAAAUCAGGCAACCAUCAUGUGUAUGUCCUAUGUCCAGUUCAGAGAAGACAAAAGUCCUUUUGAUCUGGAACUCUACAAUGAAGCGCUAAAGAUUAUUCAUGAAUUCCCUGAAUACUUCCCUUUUGGUGCUGUGAGGAACAAUUGAUGCUUCUUAGUGUUCAUUGGGAACUUCAGAAAGGACAGCUUGCUGUUAGAAAACUACAGCACUGAGGAGCUGCAGAGCUUUCCAAAUAAUAUACUGAAAAGAUGCUAUUAAAUAUGCCAUGUGUGGCCAGUGAAAAAUGUUUUCUUUGAAAAUUAGUUUAUUGAGCUAGAAGCAGAACACCGUGGCAAGUUUUUUUAGGCUUUUUUAUUAGCAAUUCUAGGAUGCUUAGGAGUUUCCUGCUAUCAAAGUCACUGAGGAUUUAAUGGAAAGGUAUUUUUAUAAACUUAAUAAUAACUUCUAUGUCUAGAUCUAAUAAAUACGUAUUUUGCAUUUUGGUGAUGGACAUUCGGCAAUUAAACAGUCCAAAGGUGUUUAACCAUUGGUAUGAGUAUUGUAUCUUGGAGUGCAAUUUUCAGUGCURUGUGGUGAUUCUGUUCAUUUCACCUCACCUAAGUUACUUAAUUCCAACAUACUGCAGCAUCCAGCCUACCUGCCCCUACCCUGCUGUUAGUGAUGUUGAUGUCAGAGGGGCUUGGUGGGUUCAACCACUGUUGCGUUCCCACCACAAGUGCUGGUCUUGGUGGCAGCUUAAGGGGAAGCAGGGAGGGUUCWGUAGUCACAUCACAACUCCAUUAAUCCUGUCGCCUUGCACAGAAYUCCCAGCUUUGUUACUCUCUAAGCUAGGUGCAGUACAUGGCACAAGUCUUAGAUCUUUUAAAGCAGCACCAUUGAAGUAAAAAUCUACUUUCUUAAGUGUUCUCUAGGGAGUUCAUAAUUUCAAAGCAUUUUAAAGAAACAGUGUUAGUAACCCAGGUUAAUUAGAACUCCAAAACAGUUUGUAUGAAAGUUAAUAUCUAUAGUGCCUUAGGGAGGCUAGGUUAGGGUUAGUUAGGAAGAGACACGUUGUAAGUGCUUGUUAUCUUCAGUGGGGGAGUCUUCCCCCCCCCCACCCCAAGACUCCUAUACUCAUCUACGAAAGUUACUCC
Molecule: messenger RNA, 1364 nt
Organism: Nothoprocta perdicaria
Lineage: Eukaryota; Metazoa; Chordata; Aves; Tinamiformes; Tinamidae
Gene: RPA3
Product: replication protein A3
Exons: 4
Coding region: 1-378 (125 amino acids)
Biological process (GO): nucleotide-excision repair; base-excision repair; double-strand break repair via homologous recombination
Cellular component (GO): DNA replication factor A complex; site of double-strand break; nucleus
Molecular function (GO): single-stranded DNA binding; damaged DNA binding
Source: RefSeq, a predicted model, not a curated record